AUGCAACAAUGGAGUGACGACGUGCAAGCGCUGGAAGCUGCGCUAGCUGCAACGGUUAGAGACUCUGCGGUGGUUUUCAGUGAGCUGCAGGACUCGCAGUCUCAAGUGGAAGCCUUACUUACGCUGAAGUUCGAGCUGCAGCAGCGAGGAGACAGUGUUGAUAACCUGGAGAUGAUGAUACGAACGAUCAGUAUGGGGUCCCAUGUGGUCGUGAGAAGCGUUCCGUUGUGGUUCCUUCCCAGGUUUGAGCUGGUUAUUGAGGCUAAACCAUUUGCCUGUGGGCCCUCGGGCUCCAUGCACCACGCAGUGUGGGGUGCAGACACAAGAGUGGCCUUGAAGCGCUUUUCGGCGGUUGACUCGAUGGAGAUUGAUGGGCGCAAGAGGCAGCACAUCAAGGCAGAGCUGGAUCAGUUGUAUCAACUGACACAUCCGAACUUGGUGAAGAUUCUCGGCGCCUCUCACGUCAGUUUGCCGCCUUUCAUUGUGUGGGAAGAAGAAAUCUACGGAGGCCUCGGCUCGUUUCUAAGCUGCAGCGACGAGAACAAGUGGCGGCUGUUUUACCAGGCAGCUUUGGGACUGGACUACAUCCAUAAGAAGGGCGUCGUGCAUGGAGAUCUCAAGCUCAACAAUAUUCUCGUGGGUUCCAAUGGACAAGCCAAGCUGACUGACCAUGGCUUAGCAACUCUACGAACUGUGUCCAAGUCUCUAUCACGCAGUUUGCGAUGGGGUGCUCCAGAGUGUUUGAAGCAGCGGCCAACAUUCGCAUCGGACGUGUACUCAUUUGCUAUGUGCUUGAUAGAGCCAGAGGCUGGCGAACCGCCUUUUAAAUUCCUUGACGAUGACGAUGUACGCCACAACCUACGACACGGAGUGACCCCGACCCGACCCAGGAGUAUGAAUGAUGACGAGUGGGAGUUGGUUCUGGCCAUGACUGAUAGCGAUCCAACAAAGCGCGUGUCGUUGGAGCGCGUCAUCGCCGAGAUGAAAAGAUUGGCGGAGCAAACUGCUAUGGCAGUACAAGCUGCAAUCACGUGCAGUGCUUGCUCGUCGGAGGUGGCAACGGACUCUUGGUUUUGCUCGCAGUGUGGAACCGAAGUGAACACUGCGAGUUUGAGGACCAAUCCCCAGAGCUUACAUGUAGACAUCCCAGUGCCAGAACUUUUGGAGGCACUUCGUCGUGGUAGAAUAUCAGAUCAAGAGCAAGCGUUGGUUCUGUUACUGGAAAAAUGUCUGGACGAGACGCAGCGCAAAGAGAUAAUUGAGACCGAUGGCGUUGACGUUUUGAUUUGUGCGGUGGAAACCAGCUCCUCUCACUUCGUGCAGAUCUGUGCGCUGUCCUGCUUACGCUGGAUCUCGGUGGUCGACUCCAGAUUCUCCACUGGAGACCUUAAAGCUCUUGAAGAAUUCGUCCAUGACGCUACAUCGGAUGAGUGUACGUCUAUGAUGAACGACCUUCGCAAUGGCCAAGAAGAAGAGAAAUUGAAGGCGAUUGUGUACUGUUCUGGAAUUGCGGCUGCAAAAACUACUCAAAUUCUGGCAAAUUCUAGUAUUUUGGCUUUAUUUGUGGAGCUGCUAACCAAAUGCAACAAGAGACUGACGGUGUGGGUAGUGGAAGCUAUCGGACACUUGGCUGACAAUGACGACACCAGAGUCGUUAUAGCUAACGAAGGAGCUAUAAAGCCUCUGAUCGAGCUGUUGCACUCUGGAUCAAGCGCUGAAAAGGGGCUGGCAGCGUAUACUUUGGGUCGCUUAGCGUGUGAUAACGAGGAGAACAGUCUGGCUAUUGAAGCGGGCGGGGCGAUCUCGUACCUUGCGGAGCUGCUGGUUGCUAACACAAACGUGGAGAAAAUGUUUGCUCCGUAUGCGUUGACGUUCCUCCCUGCUAGUGGAAUAUCCGUUGACACAGGAGAGUAUUACCGGCCUAGUUGGGCUGCUUCGAGACGGCAGCAACGCGCAGAAGGAACGCGCAGCGGAUAUGUUGAGCUGGUACUUUAA
Molecule: messenger RNA, 1995 nt
Organism: Phytophthora nicotianae INRA-310
Lineage: Eukaryota; Oomycota; Peronosporomycetes; Peronosporales; Peronosporaceae
Product: serine/threonine protein kinase
Exons: 1
Coding region: 1-1995 (664 amino acids)
Biological process (GO): protein phosphorylation
Molecular function (GO): protein kinase activity; protein binding; ATP binding
Source: RefSeq, a predicted model, not a curated record